This is a messenger RNA of Branchiostoma floridae (Florida lancelet), 1866 nucleotides long. RefSeq names its product T-cell leukemia homeobox protein 3-like. Gene Ontology annotation, cellular component: nucleus. The transcript is spliced from 3 exons. Gene Ontology annotation, molecular function: RNA polymerase II cis-regulatory region sequence-specific DNA binding; DNA-binding transcription factor activity, RNA polymerase II-specific. Lineage: Eukaryota; Metazoa; Chordata; Leptocardii; Amphioxiformes; Branchiostomatidae. The record is from RefSeq and is a predicted model, not a curated record. Gene Ontology annotation, biological process: animal organ development; regulation of transcription by RNA polymerase II. Bases 259 to 1038 code for a protein of 259 amino acids.
CCCGUGGUUCCCAACCAAUGGAUGUCGAGCGUGCCGUGCCCAAAUGACUCUUUUUUGACUGGAUUAUGAUUAAUAUAGUCGGCUAUCUGGCUACAGAGAUAAUUCUGCGACCACCGACUGGCCCAGAGUAGAGAGUUGAGCACCACCACUCACAGCGCAAGUCCAGGAAAGCGUGGAGUUUUGUUGUUGUAUUUUAUUUUUUCGGUACUGAGGCUCCGGUGGUAGAAGGUUAGCCGUGCAGCGCGCGCGUGUGUGUACAUGGUUGGCAUCAUGGAAUCGGAGACUGGGAGCACCACGAGUCCCGGCCCGGGCCAGGAGAACAUUAGCUUCAGUAUCAACCAAAUUUUGAACAGUCAAAGCUCGUCGUCGUCGCAGCCCCUGUCACAUCCGUCCAUAUGUAUGUCUCAGCCCAGUUUCUACUCCCCUCACCUCUCCUGGCCCACGACGCCGUCCUGUGGCAGCGUGGCCAACGGCGUGAUCAGAGUACCGGCGCACCGGCCCGCUCCGCCGCCCCUCAACGCGCACUUCCCAUGGAUGGACCAACGGGCCAGGCUCGCCAAGGAAGGUCUAGCAGUGCCACCAUUUACCGUUACACGGCGGAUCGGGCACCCCUAUCAGAACAGGACGCCGCCAAAGAGAAAGAAACCGAGAACCUCCUUCACAAGGCUUCAGAUCUGCGAACUGGAGAAAAGAUUCCACAAACAGAAAUAUUUGGCGUCAGCAGAGAGAGCUCAACUCGCCACCCAACUCAAAAUGACUGACGCCCAAGUCAAGACUUGGUUUCAGAACAGAAGAACAAAGUGGAGGCGGCAGACAGCCGAGGAGAGAGAGGCGGAGAGACAGCAGGCCAACAGAAUGCUGCUGCAGCUACAAGCGGAAGCAGCGAAGAACAUGCCUCAGACUUACGAUCCUAUCUGUGCUUACAACGCGUCUUUGCACGCCCUACAAUCGCUUCAACCGUGGGCAGAGAACAAGCCCGACCCCAACCGGCCGGCCUACCUGAACGCACCCUCCCUCACCACGCCAACGAUCUGCUAGCAAAAACUUGUCGGGACAGUAAGGGACUGGGUGCCGAAGGGACGUGGCGCUGGGACCCGGUGGCCCCCGUGAGUACAACAUCAUCUUGUGCUGUACCAACUUGUUCUUUCAAUCCAAGAACGGUUUGUGACAAUUGCAGGGCAACUGUGCAAAAUAGAAACGAGCCAAGCGAUGGUUAUUUGACAGGAUCGCAAGAGUGAGACUCGAACCAGAACCUCCGUCGGACAUACACAUGGAGGUUGUAAAAGAAAACAAAGAUGUUACUUACGAAACCUGUACAGAAAGUUUGUACGCUUUUCUUAGACUCUGUUCCUAUUUGUUUUAUGCUUCAUACCAAGUCGUUGGAACUAUUUGUACGCUUUAAGAGUUAUAUAGGUUCCAUAGUGAGCAAUAAUAUUUAAAUCAGAAUCGAUGUAAUUUUUACAUGAUAGUGCAUCCUUAUCAUUGUACAUACGCAUGUGAUAUCAGUUAUAUUGCCCUAGCUUAUCAGAAUAUCAGAACGACGCCACAUGCUGAUAUGUGUAAUUUCUCCUGUACACCAAAGAAAGGGCCUCAAAUGUACCGAAUGGGGGGUUCGGCUGGACAGUAGACACAUUGUGACGAUAAUUUUAUUCACUUUUGCAUAAUCGUCGUAUGCUUUUGUUUUUGUUUUCUCGACGUUCUCAAACUGAGACAACCACUGACGAGGAAUAUUUCCUUACUUAUCUUAUUAUUAAAGAAAAAGUGUAUCCUUAUGAUGAAAGCGUGUGCGUGUCGCCAAUCUGUUCCUCUGUCAGAGAAACCAUAUUUCUUCCUCAGAACUUAAUAAAGUUGGAAGGAAAAAGAAAA